Molecule: messenger RNA, 495 nt
Organism: Menidia menidia (Atlantic silverside)
Lineage: Eukaryota; Metazoa; Chordata; Actinopteri; Atheriniformes; Atherinopsidae
Source: the annotation of a GenBank genome assembly
AUGGGGAUACUGUUUACGAAGCUGUGGAGGCUUUUUAAUCACCAAGAGCACAAAGUCAUCAUUGUGGGUCUGGACAAUGCAGGCAAGACUACAAUUCUUUACCAGUUCUCGAUGAACGAGGUGGUGCACACCUCCCCCACCAUCGGCAGCAACGUGGAGGAGAUCGUGGUCAACAACACGCACUUCCUCAUGUGGGACAUCGGCGGCCAGGAGUCGCUGCGCUCGUCCUGGAACACGUACUACACCAACACAGAGUUUGUGAUCGUGGUGGUGGACAGCACAGACAGGGAGCGAAUCUCUGUAACCAAAGAAGAACUCUACAGAAUGCUGGCUCAUGAAGACCUGAGGAAGGCCGGGCUGCUGAUCUUCGCUAACAAACAGGACGUGAAGGGCUGCAUGUCUGUGGCCGAGAUCUCCCAGAGCCUCCAGCUGACCGCGGUCAAAGACCACCAGUGGCACAUCCAGGCCUGCUGCGCCCUGACGGGGGAGGGGUGA